GCAAACACGGAGUUGUACUUUGGAGUUAUGGCCCAAAGUGUUUCUGUUGGAUUUACGCUAAAAGUUAGGAUGGCACGAGUUUUUCUGUCUUUGCUGCUUUUGGACUUUCACCUUGGCUUGGCAGCCCCAAACAAUGUGCUCCUCUCUGAGAAGACAGCCGACAGCUUCCUCAAGAGACACAAACGUGAGAACACUGGGAGGUUCGAGGAGUUUCUGCCGGGAAACCUGGAAAGAGAAUGUAUAGAAGAGAAAUGUAACCUGGAAGAAGCCAGGGAGAUAUUUGAGAAUGAUGAAAAGACUAUGGCAUUUUGGUCAAGAUAUGUAGAUGGCAAUCAGUGUGCAUCGAGCCCAUGUCUGAACCAGGGGUCAUGCAAAGACCAUCUGGGCUACUACAUCUGCACAUGUGUGUCUGGCUUCACUGGCACAAACUGUGAGAUCGUCUUACAAAAAAGAUGUGACGUAAACAAUGGAGACUGCAAACACUUCUGUGGCACAAUAGGAAACUUUGGGGCAAAAUGCUUCUGCGCGACAGGAUAUGAGUUGAUGUCGGAUGGGGUCAGCUGUGAAGCAACAGUUGAAUUCCCCUGUGGGAAAACUGGACUAACCGUUGUGAAGCCAGUCAUAAGGUCUUUCUACAACCUUGGGCUUUCGGACCACCUGAACGCCACAUCUCCAACCAACAUGACUCUUACAGCAGCAGCCAGCACCACAGAGCCAGAUCUGGAUUCGUAUGACUAUGACGACUUUGGUCAGAAUCAGUCUCUUAGUGACCUGCUUUUAUGGGAAUCCAAUCACUCUGAAAACAUCUCUUUGGAGCCACAAAUACCUUUCAAACGUAUAGUUGGUGGGAGGUCAGCCGCUCCAGGAGAGAUUCCCUGGCAGGUACCGUUUAGACGCACAGAUAUCAGGAACAUUGUGGUAUCCUGCACAACAUUCUGUUUCUAUCCCCUAGUCUGUUCAUCAGUUUCAUUUUUCCAGGUUGGACUGAUAGCAAAACCCAGUGGUCAGUUAUUUUGUGGGGGCUCCAUCCUCUCAGAGCGUUGGGUCAUCACUGCUGCUCAUUGUCUGAAGGAGGCGUCCGGCUCCUUCUCAGUCAGAGUGGGGGAACAUAAUACUCAAAUCACGGAGGGCCGAGAGCAAGACUAUGAGGUGUUGGAGAAACACGCACAUCCACGCUACAACGCAACCUUAAACACGUACAACCACGACAUUGCCUUGCUCUACCUCAAAGACCCCAUCAGCUUCUCAGCAAUGGUCCGACCGAUCUGCAUCGGGCCCAUGGCUUUCAUCGAGGCCUUAAUGAAGCAACCUUCCCCGGCUACGGUGAGCGGCUGGGGCCGCACUCGCUUCCUGGGGUUCACUUCCAACAUUCUGCAGAAGAUUGAGGUUCCCUUCAUAGAUCAGACUGAGUGUAAAAAAAGCAGCAACGAAAGGAUCACUCCUGUCAUGUUCUGCGCUGGAUUCUACAAUGUGGCCAAAGACGCCUGUCAGGGCGACAGCGGAGGUCCUCACGCAAAGAGCUACCGGGACACUUGGUUCCUGACGGGGAUUGUGAGCUGGGGGGAGGAAUGUGCAAAAGAAGGGAAGUACGGCGUGUACACCCGGGUUUCUGUUUACUACAGCUGGAUAAAGUAUGUGAUGAGUGUAACUAAACGCAGGCUGGCUUCAGAUGUGGAAUACCCAGACUCAUGACUGUGCAUGGAUGUUGAUAUACAGCGCAGGCCACAUUUUUGGCACAUCGAUUAGCAAAUCACCUCAAAAUAAAUCAAUCUUUCAUUACAGCAGCAUAGGAUCACAUCAAGAAAGUGGAAGAAUCCAACUUAAAUUUCUUUCAGUGAGACAAGUAUGAGACGAACCAUUUUCAUAACUUUGCUGUUAAUACCAUACUACCAAAAAUUCUUUAUGAAAUACGAAAAGCACUUAGUCGUAUCCUAAAAUGUUCUUGCAUUCUUUUUUAUACUCUCUCUUUACAUCAUGUGUCUAACUUCAGUCCUCAACUUCUAAUGUCCUGCAUUGUUUUGAAUCAAACGGCUGGGUCACAAGCAGAACUUGGUAGAACCUGAUUGGUGAACAUUGGUUUAAUAUUCUACAGUCCUCUCUUUAGAUCACCUCUCAGGGUUUGUAACAGAUUCUGGACUGAGACGGUCUUGGAAGAAUAUUGAAUGCGUUUCUGGUCAAUCAUUUCUAUUGUGUGUUUUGGAGUAAGGACUUAAUAAUAGCUGAUGCUUCUUAAAAGUUUGUGAGACCAAUGUCAUGAACUCUAAAGGGCUCCCACAGAAGAGGUCCAUCGUACUUUUUAACGUAAUUGUCAUUUGCUUCACUCCACACCAGGGAUCUGCUACAGAAGAAGCUUUUUACAAAACUUUUAACAUUUCUCUUUAUUUUAAAAUCUUAAAAGAAAUAAAAAUGUUGGUUCUUUAAUAGUGGUUUUUAUUAGACAUUUAAAAUAUCUCAUAUUACAUUAGCAGCUCUAAGUGAGCCUUAUUUACCUUUAUGAAGACAUAACUGGUUCUUUGGAGUGUAAAAGUUGCAGAUCCCUGUUCUAGAGCCAUCUGGAGUGUUUGUUUCCAAAAACUCAAAAAUAAUCAAGUUUCCAAUUAAAGUUUACAUUCAUAACAGUGAGAAAGGGAAGGUUUUUUUUCUGGCAUUUAUCCCAAUCAACCAGUUGAGUUGGUGGCUUCAAGGUGUUUCUUUUCUACAGUUCUCUAAAGAUCUAUAAGGACAAAAACAUGAGCAAGUUUAAGAAUAAAUAAACUGUGAUAGCUAAAUAUAUUCUUUAUAUGUAUUAUAUAUAUUUAAAGCAGCAAGAGCAUCAAAUAAGGGCCACCAGGCAACUGAAAGAAAACAAACCUUUCAAGGCCAAAGCUUCAGAUACUUUCCAAACAAUUUUAAAAAUAUCCAGGAUAGAUUUAUUAUUUACAUGUUUUUCUGAAACAAGAAUACAGACAUAUUAGUUUACAUCCAUUGUGUUAACAAUAAAAUUCAGCUACCCUAAAAACUGUUAUUGCAGUGUAUAUGUUAAUAUUAUUAGAUUACUUUUAAAAGAACCAAAGAUAUUUCAAAAAAAACAAAAUUAAAUAAAAACAAAUGUUCAGCGUAUGUUACAUGGCUCAGCAGGAUUCAAGCAACUUUUUUGCCUUCUGUAGCGACAUCUGUGCAAAUUGUGCAGCAUUUUGGAUAAAAAAAGGAACAAAAAGGGAAACCAUCUUGAUAUUGUCACAUCACUUUAGCUAAAUGUCUAAAUAGUUAUGCAUAGCUUCUUUGUACAUAUGGAGGUGUGAUUUCCUUAGGGACUUAACAGAUACUUCACAAUAUGACAGGAAAGAAAAUAAAUUACCACUUUAGGAGGUGCAGGGUGUGCAGCAGUCACUGCCACUUUCUGGACUCGUUUCCAUUUCAACUACAGCCUAUUGGAGCCACUCAAUUUGAUGUGAUAAAUUGUAUAAGUCUGUAAUCAAUAUUUAAUUAAGUGUUCAACACAAAGCAUAUAAAUUUCAUGUUGGCUCUAAGGGAUCCCUUUUAACGGGGAAGGAAAGAGUUACUGAGGUAUAAUGCUGAGAGAGGAUUCAUUUUUCUUCUGUUGAUUGAGCACAGCAUCGUUUUCUCCCACCCCUCCUCCAUCCUUCUUGUCUGUGCUGUGAAUGACAGUCACCUCUCAGGAAAACGUCAGUAAGAUGAUGGCAUCUUGCGCUCGGCUACCCUCCAAGGAAUACGUUAUCUUCAGUCUCUAUCAUGUUAAUCAGUGUUUUACAGUAUCAUCCUUCAAGUGCCAACUGCUGCCAGGGGGGUAAUGUCUCUCCGGCAUUUCCAGUACCUUAAACAUUUAGGGAUAAACAAAGAAGCACAGCAAGAAUAACGGAAACACAGUGAAAGAGGUAAAGCAGCAAGCAAAGAGCACAUUCAGUAGAGAGCAGGUGGAUUUCUAGUUAAAGGCCAAAGAUCAACAAAUUGUAUGGCUGGAAUACCUAAAAAUGUUAAAAGAAUGAAAAAAAUAAAUUACAGUGAGCUUUUACAUUGGUUUUCCAAUGGGAUAAGUAUUUUAAAACACACUUUUAUGAAAAAAAGUAGUUUAAAACAUCUGGAAGCAUUUCUGCUUCGAUACAUUUUGCUAAGGUUUGCUAAGUCUCCAAGUUACAAACUCCCAGACAACAUUUCACCCCAUUUCCUCCUCAUAACUUUACAAAUCGGCAUACGGAUCUUCACCUUAUGAACUCACAUUCCAGCUUGAGACAUCACUCUCUCCACUUUCCCUUUGGGUGGACAUUGUGCCAUGCAGUGGCACCUGCCUUUGGCAUUAAACCAUAGCAUCAUUCAUCUUCAGCAACUUUUAACUGCAUUUUUAAUUUGUUUUUGCUUUUCUUUCAUAGUUCUCACUUUGAGAGAAUAAUAUCUAUCAUGAGCUACAAGCCUAAAUGGUGCAAUAAUGAUAAAUGGCCUUGAACCAUAACAAAGCCACCUUUUUACAGUGCCUGAUGAUGUUUUGUGAGGUCAGUUGGAACCAAGAAAAAGUACAUACAAAGACUUUUAAAGAGCAGGAAUAAAAAGGCAAUAAGGCAUGGCACAUUUUGGCAUUUAAACUCUUAACUGUACAGAAGAGUGGCGACAUGAGGAAAAACGAAUAUUUUACACAGACAUGAACAUGAAAUUCAUUAAAAGUUUUUUAAAAAAGGAUGCAAUUUGUAAAACAGUUUAAGGAUUAAAUCCUGGCUUUCAUCCUUUCGAAAUAAAGCGAAAAGACAAACUCUUAGAAACAACCUCAAGUAUUUGCUGGGAAACACUGAGUCCACAGUUUGUGAAAUGAGACACUGCUGCAGUGGCAAACUCACAUGCUGACUGCAUAUGUUGCAGAGGAAGCGCCAGAAGAACAAGAGUUAUCACCCAUCAAAAAGUGGGAAAAACAUGAACCAGGUCAGCUGUUGAUUGUCCAGUAGGGCUUUAACUGCUCCUGUGAUUGCUACAGUGAUCUUUAUCAUCAGAAAACGUCUGUUCAGAAGGUCAAAAAUAAAAACCGAGAGAGGAAA
Molecule: messenger RNA, 5021 nt
Organism: Xiphophorus maculatus (southern platyfish)
Lineage: Eukaryota; Metazoa; Chordata; Actinopteri; Cyprinodontiformes; Poeciliidae
Gene: f9a
Product: coagulation factor IX
Exons: 7
Coding region: 28-1692 (554 amino acids)
Biological process (GO): blood coagulation; proteolysis
Cellular component (GO): extracellular region
Molecular function (GO): calcium ion binding; serine-type endopeptidase activity
Source: RefSeq, a predicted model, not a curated record